AAAAUUCAAGUACCGUCUACCUGAAUUAGGGAAAGAAAGUAGCAUUCUAAAAUUCAAAAUUGGUUGAAAUUGCAUGAAGAUUACCGUGUUCCGUGAAGAGCGGGUGCAAAAUGAUGGCGGUUAUGCUGAUUACGUCUUCAGAUUUAUUGUGCAUGGAUGUGCACCGCGUAUGAUGUGAUAUGAUAUUUUAAUGUGUUGUCUAGCCCAGUUCAUGCUUGUUCGUCGACGGUUGUGGUUCUCAUGCGUUAUCCGAUCAUCGUGAGUUUUUGCGAUGCCGAACCUCACAUGCGGUCUGACCGUUCCAGUGAAUACUCACGGAGUGAAAGAUUUAUCCAAGGAUCGUUUGUUACCCUUAAUUCGAGCGUUGUGCGACCCACCCGGGGAAUGGGAAAAUGUCGGAGAGCCAGACGAAGACCACUCUUUACGAGGCGACAACUCCAAGUCGUUGGAUGACAAGCAAAAGUCGAGUUCCGGAGCUCGGAAGCAGGAAGUGUGGGCUAAUUUCGACUUCUGCGUUGUUUGCGGCAGAGGCGGACAGAUUAUCUGCUGCGAACUUUGUCCGCGCUCAUUUCAUUUGACCUGCCUCCUCCCGCCCCUGAAAGAAAAAGACAUUCCGGAGGGUGAUUGGAUUUGUACCCGUUGCACAGAGAUAAAACGUCGGUCGGAAAGUGGCGAACCGAUUCCGUCAUCUUUGCAGCGACUUUUACCCGUGGAACGCAAAUGUGCUUUGGAAGCUGCUGAGAAAUUGAAGCAACGUCCGGAGCGUUCUGGUAGAUUUGAAGAGAAGCCGAAAGCUUUUCGAAGAAGAAAAUAUGCGUAUGAUGGACUAUUGGCUGAUAUAAAGAAGUACCGUCGCGAAACGCAGAAGGAACUUGACGAGGAAGCGGAUUAUCUGAAAUCCCUCGUUACUGAAGCCGAAAAACUCGAUCCGGAACCCCCAGUAGAAAAAAAGGUGGACCAAGAAGAACCAAAGCCCAAGGAAAUGAAAAUAUCACCUGUGAAAGUCCCGAAAACCCCUAAAAAGCAGCCAAUACUUAAUGUUGACACUCGAAUACAUUUACCAUUCUCCACCGUUAAAACGCGACGGAAGGUGGUUGGUUCCGGAGAAAAAGCAAUCCUUGAUUCCCUCGAUGAAAUUUUGUGCUGUGCUACUGACUUUCUACCCCAAGACUUCCAGCUCCAUCCUAACGUAAAAAAGUUUUGCGAAAGGCCUCUUUCGUUUACUGAACCUAGCAAUGAGAAUGAAAAGAGUGCGAACAAAAAACAGCAAAUAACUGACCAGUGCCAGAGUUGCGUAAAUCCAUCAAGUACUACGAACGUGAGCGGUGAUGUAGAUUUGACUGAAAUGGACGUCGAUGAUGACGGAAUCUUCAACCAGUAUUUGGAAGAUAUGAAGAAUAAGCCACCAUCUCCCGCAUUCAACCGGAAGACUGAAAGUCAUGUACCCUUGGGAAACGUCAAAGGAACUCGUACGAACCACAUCAAGCCCGUCGAUAAAGUGACAGUCAAUUCAGCGCAUCCUCCUGGUGUCUUGAAAAAAUUCUUUGAGGAUCCUGAAUCUUCGGUUUUAGCAGCUCUCAAUAAAAUCAAGCUCGAUUUACCGCUGAUGAACUUGAAAAAAUACCAAGUUUUACACGGAGUACCUCGGCUGUUUCCUGCUAAUAUAUUUCCUGGCGAACCCAGAAGAGAUUCAUCCUAUGGAGGGAACGAGAUAAAGCCUGUUCUGAUCGCAGAGCACGUUCGACGCGCGGAAAGGGGCAAAGGUCCUCUACUCUGCUCAAAAUGUCAUAAGGGUUGUCUCAAGAAAGCCUUGCUUCAGUGCGACUACUGUCCGCUCUAUUACCAUUUGGAGUGCUUGGAGCCCCCUAUGAUGGAGCCGCCGAAAUACUUGUGGAUGUGCCCGCAGCACGCCAUCCGACCUUUGGAAAAGAAGCUUUGGAGGGAUUGUCGUCGCAGCUCAAGAAUUAAGCUUUGGCGGAGAGAAAUUUCAUUGCCCGUUAACGAGAGCUCCGUCAUUCUCGAUUUCUUUCGAAGAGCCAAAUCACAUUCUGUCAACUCCUCCGAGGGCCCCAUGAGUCGUCCACUAAAGAAAAUUCAAAUUCAUCCUGCAUUGAUAAACGCGUAUUGUACAAAAUCACCCUGCGAUUCGGAACGCUUUACAACUGACUCAUCUUCCGAUGCUGCUUUGGCUUCAGCAGAAGACGCUGAGCUGUUUAUGGGAGUGAUUCAGACCAUGCAUGCAAAACGCGAUAGGCUGAUGGAUCCAGAUCAGUCUCAAGAUGGCCAGAAAUGUCACCAAGUUGAUGAAAGUAUAGAAUCGCAAUCCGCUGAUAGUGAAACUGUUGAAUUACAAAAGCCGGGACCGUCCGGAGUUCGCAUUGACACCAGUGAGGAACAGAAGGAUCUCAUGCUUGAAUACAAAUCUUCCGAUGACCACGGUGAUGAAUGUAAGCCUGUUAGCUACGAGGAUCAGGAGACGAAAGACUUGCUUGCUGCCGAGUCCUCAAUUUUCACCGAGCUUAUGCAAGCCUGCUCAAUGCCAGAUCUGGAAAACAUAGAAGUCGAAGACUUGGCUUGUGAUGCAGUUGCCAAGGUAAUGCCGGAAAUUAAAGUCGACGACGAUGUGCUCAGUAUAGGUUGGGGUGAAGAAGUGACGAAGCCUAGAAGAAUACCUCCAGAAUCGGUCACCUGUCGCACGGAAAAGGAGUUCGAAGCUCUCGGACGACGCUUGCUGUUGGUAUUUCAAAUGCCAACGGAGAUUGGCGAGGGUUUGCCUUGGGGAACUUUACGGGAAAUCCGCGUGUCAUUGGCAACCGGUGUGACCUCCAAGAUUUUAUUAGAGAAGCCGAAGUCUCAGUUACCUUCUGCACUUAUGUCCGCGGUACAGCAGCUCAGUGUGACUCUUCCUAUCGGAAAGAAUGUUGAGCCGAACAAUGUGGAAGGAGACCUACUCCAUAUACCUCCUACCGCCGAAAACCCUGUAGAGUUCCUACUAGGGCACCUCUCUCCAGAAUUGAAAGAGAAUUUGUUGCGAAAAUAUUUAUCAAGUUUGGUGUUCAACGAACUGAAACCGAGAGAGAAGCCCAAGGAUGUGAAAAUAUCUCUUGCGGAAGUGCUGGAGAAUCGAGCGGAGUUUAAGUUGGGACGAGAACCGUUUGCCGUCAUUGCCCCGAUUUCACCCGAUGGCUCACUGGCGGGAGAAUUAAUCCCCGUGUUCGACGCUUCGUUUUCUAUCGGAGUUUCCCCGCAUUGUUUAUUAUCCCUGGAUGCUCACGCCGAAGGAAAGUGUCAGUUCGUGUCUUCGUAUCACGCGGAGGUGAUGUACAUUAAGCGGGAAAAUCGCUUCGAGUGCUUAAACUACAGCCGAUACGGGACCUUCGUCGAUGAUCAACUUUAUGGGUUCGCAACCCGUGACAAUCUGUGCUCUGUGACCGAUGGUUUCCGAAGACGGAAUGAUCUCUGCAAGUGUGGCGUUCUACCUCAAAAAAAGGCCCAGGGAAUAACUGGGUGGAACGAGACUGCGGCAGAACUGCACAACGGCUCUGUUCUCCGUUUCGGUUGCCUCGAAUACCUUUUCGUCAUUCCCGGGAAAACGAGUGUGUUGUCCGAGGAGAGUGUGAAUGACGACGCCGACAGUGGAGGUGAGGCUGAGGAAGCGGGGGAUUGCGGAAUGGAGAACGAAGCCGCGUGUGCCAGCGAUACCGAGGAAGUGGAAAAGGAGACGAAAUUUUCACCGCGCAAAACCCGCUCAAUGAUACAGAUACGAAUCAAUUCUGCCGCGCGGUGAAGAAAUCUACGUUCCCGCUCUGGCCUCGUUUGUUUGUGAUCCUGAUUUGUAUGCUUUUUCUGUAAGUCAGCUCGCCGCGCGUGCCAUCCUGAAAGUUGCGUGGGUCUCGGAAAGUAUCCAAAUUAUUCGCUUUUGUGAAAUUCAUACGAUUUCGGAAACGCUUUGAGAAAAAGAAUUUUGAGAGUGUGAGGAAGAUGGACCGAGCGUCUUCCGCGAGAGGGAUGAUUUUUUGGAUGAAGUCAUUCUUUCUUACUGUUGGUUUAUACGUAUGUUAGAGAAUCAGUGAUGUUCAAACAAAAAAGAAGACUUUCUUCUCUGGAUACCAUUGCUGAAAGAGCAUUGGCUUGUCGGAACUUUUGUAAUUUGACGAUGGAAAUUUUUAACCAGGACGCGAUUGUCUGGUUCAAAAACUUUGGCUUUAACGUUCGUGGAAAUAAGAUGUAAGGUAAUUUGAAUUGCAUUUAACUUUUUCAGUACUAAUUUAAUUGGCGAUUCCUGGAAAAUUGUCCGUGUUUGUGUGUAAUUGGUUCGUAAAAUAAGUUGUUGAUGUUUUCGCAAUAGAGUUUCCGUUUGACUUGAAUAUAUUUUUGUUACUGUAUGAUGUUCAGUUAGGUCGCCGAGUUUCAUUUGCAUCUUUUUUCAAUGGAAUCGGAAGUAUAGUGCCGUUUGACAAACUUU
Messenger RNA from Notodromas monacha, 4465 nucleotides. Lineage: Eukaryota; Metazoa; Arthropoda; Ostracoda; Podocopida; Cyprididae. The record is from the annotation of a GenBank genome assembly.